Messenger RNA from Didymodactylos carnosus, 1026 nucleotides. NCBI's taxonomy places the organism in Eukaryota, Metazoa, Rotifera, Eurotatoria, Philodinida, Philodinidae. The record is from the annotation of a GenBank genome assembly.
AUGCCGUUGUGCUUUAAUUCUACAAUGUCGUAUGAUCCUAUAACACCAAGAGCAACAACGGCAGCAGCAGCUUCAUGUCCCACAAACGACUGUGAUUUCAAUAUUCUUCAAUUAUCACCUGAAGUUUUAGCAAUAAUAUUUUCCAAAAGUUUUGAUAAAUCAUCAUUGGAUCAAUUACUAAAACUGUCAACUGUCUGUCGUACAUUUCGACAUUUAAUUAUCAACGAUUGGUUUCUGCAAAAAUAUUAUUUUUCAUUUUUUCAUAAACUUAAUAUUUGGUGUCAAUUUUCAAAUGAAUCAACUACUAGUGGUGACAGUGAUGAUUUUUUACACAAUUCAGUUAAAAAUAUCAUUGAUGAAGAAAAAACUUUGAUCAACAAGUCUAUACCACCAGAAAUUGAAACAAAUGGAUUUUUUAAUCACGGUCCAUGUUUAACAUUUAGUGAUAGUUGUACACACAUUGAAAAAUGCUAUGAAUUAAAUGCCGAUAAUUUUUCAUUUUCAUUUUGGUUUUUAUCACGUGCAACACAUUUCGAUCUACCAUUAAUGCAUAUUGUUUUUGAAAAUGAACAAAGUAGAUUAUCUCUACGUUUUCGAGUUCAUGAUAAUCAAUUGCAAUUCUGGAUUCCUUGUACACCCAGAUGGAUUACAUUGGGUCAAUGGCAGAUUAAUGAAUGGCAUCAUAUUGCAGUUGUAUUUGUAUCAUUAGAAACACCACAAACAAUAAAAAUUUAUUUAAAUAGUAAUAAAAAUGUGCUAAAAAUACGUACAUGCUCGUAUGUACAUGUAGGGCCGUUCAGAUCUUUAAAAGUCGCAAUUGGAUAUGUUAAUGGUAGUUUCGCUGAUUUUGCUGUUUGGUCUACAAUAUUAUUACCAAUCGAAAUUCGUUCAAUUUUUCAUCAAAAAACAACAAUUAAUAAAGUCAAUGUUGCUAAAUAUAUUUUCGAUAAUUGGAAUAAGGAAAAUGAAUCAACGGUAUCGUCAUUGUCGAUUGCAGGGACAGGAAUUGCUGAUAAUGAAGGAUAA